This is a messenger RNA of Effrenium voratum, 2841 nucleotides long. Lineage: Eukaryota; Dinophyceae; Suessiales; Symbiodiniaceae. The record is from the annotation of a GenBank genome assembly.
AUGCGGCCCAACGGGAACGCCAAGCCCAUGCUGAGAAAAUCCCUCACGAAAAUGUUUCUUCCGGCCCAGGUGCCAUCUCCACGAGUGGCUGGUCCGCAGGGCCCCGCGUGCGCGGAGAAGGACUGCUCCCUGAUCGAGAUGCUGACCAGCCAGGAGCAGGCGCCGGCCUUCUACCUGGUUCACUACUGGGGCGACUUGGUGCUGAACCUGGUGGACGCCAUCAAGGUGCACAUGCAGAGCCGAAAUUUGGAAGAGACCACGGCCUAUUGGCUGGCCUGCCUCGCCAAUCGGCCCCACUCCUUGCAGGAUGCGUUUUGCGCCGAUCUGAAGAUGACAUGCUUCCACAAGGCGCUGACGGCCGCCAAGCUGCGGGCUGUGAUCGCGGUGGAUCCCAAGACGGAGGUCAGUAUGCCGGCGACCUGCUUCUCCCGGCUUUGGUGCUUGUAUGAGCUGGCCAUGUGCACAGAGCCCAACUGCCAGCUGGACUUCAUCCAGACCAAGCUCCAGCCGCAGCUGAUGUCUCUGCGGCAAGCGGCCGCCACGCUGGGCUACCGCAACGCGCUGCUCAACGGCCCCAAGCUGCUGCUGGCGGCGGUCCGCUCCAAGUUGGCCGGGGAUGGCGCCGCCGACGCCGUACUGCGCUAUGUGAUGGCUGAGCAGAGCACAGGGGAGCCGGGCCGCCUGCCGCAGCCCCCGGAGAACGGCCGCCUUCGGCUCUACGGUUGGGAGCUGAGCUACUUCACCGGAAAGAUUCGGGGCUACCUCCGAUACAAGGAGCGGCACAGCAGCCUUCGGUUCGAAGAGUUCGUUGCAGACCCGGGCGUCGUGAAAGACGUGUUGGUGCCUGCCACUGGCAGCACCUUGGUGCCGCAAGUGCAGCUCCCGGACGGGCGCUUCGUGCAAGACUCCACGGAGAUCAUGGACAGGGUGGAGGAGCUAUGGCCUACACCUUCCGUGUUGCCCCCGGAGUCAUGCCCCAAGCAGCGCUUGGUGUGUCACAUCGUGGAGUUGCUCAGCGACGAGUGGCUCUUGGUCCCGGCUUUCCACUGGCGCUGGGCCUACUCCGGCGACGGCUCCGCGGCCCACCGCAUGCCCAGCUUCAUGGGCGGCGUGACGCCCACGCCGAAUCACUUGCAGUACAACUUGGAGCAGUGGGGCGCCUUCCUGCGUCCCGAAGGGACUGUGGAAGAACAGGUGCGAAGCGCCCAGUUCCUCUUCGACCACAUCUUCCUGGGCGGCCUCGGCGGCAUCAAGCGCGGUAUGGUGGCCCUGGGCGUCACCGACGACACGGUGGCGGCCUGGGAGGCCUCCUGUCGGAACCUCCUGGGGCUCUUUGAGGAGCACUUCCGGCAUCACCCUUUUGUCUUGGGCUCCAGGCCCAGCACGGCAGACUUCAGUCUGCUGGGCCCCAUUUGGGCCCACCUCCUCACGGACCCCGUCCCCGGCGCCAUGCUGCGCCGCGAGUUCCCCCGGGUCUCCUCGUGGGCGGAGCGUCUGCACGCAGGGGGCGCCCCCUGCGCCGCGGAUCUGCGCGCGGAGGGGGACUGGCUGCCGGAGGACGCGGUGCCGGAGACGAUGCUGCCGAUCCUAGAGGUCUUCUUUGAUGAGAUGUGGCCGGUCCUGGAAAGCAGCUGCGUUCAGGUGACCGGAUACUUGCAGGGAAAGCCCCCGGAUUUUCGCCUACCCAACAAGUCGUUUGUCCCCGUGAGCCCAGAUCAGCUGCACCACGGACCGCUGACCCAUGACUUCCGCCUGCCCUUCGACGCCCAAGGGCGCAAGGAGGGCGAGAGCCUGGGCCGGCGGAUGGUCGUCCCGUACCAGCUCUGGAUGCUGCAGCGCCUGGAGGCCGCCGUGGCUUCCGCGCCCGAAACGCCGCUGCGGGAGUUCCCGCGGGCCCAGCUGCUGCGGAAGCUGCCGGCGCUGCUGCGCGGCUGCCGGCUGCGGAAAGAGAGCCGCUUCCUGGUGGCGGAUCGUCCGGAGGUGCGGGCCGGGAAGAAGGCGGUGGUCUCCCAGUACUUGACCAAAGAGGAGCAGGACGCCGAGCUCCGUGUCCCCCAGUCCGGGUACAAGGCACAGAGCGAUAGAGAGAAGUCCUUCAGUCUACAAACGAUGGAAAUCGCUCUGGGCGCCUCGGUGGCGCGCGCGCAGAUCACGGACCCCAGCGAGCGCCGGCAGAUCUUGAAUUCCCUGGCGAAGCGGGACAACUCGGAGGAGGUGGUCGAGGGGCAUGCGGAGUACGACCUCGUGUCCAAACGGCUGCGCGCCCUCUUCGCCCUGACCUUCUGGCGCCGCGUGAUGGGGGGCAACGUCAGCGACAGCGAUGUCCAUCGGGUGCAGCUGAAGCUGGUUGAUGUGCUGCACAAAGGCUUCAAGCACCGGUGCCUGGAGUUGGACAUGGCCUUCAUGCAAGUUUGCUCGGAGAAGCUGAAGAUGCUGCGGGCCUGCAUCCCGUCGGCGCUUCAGGAGCUCAAGCUGGACCUCAGGGAGGUGGAGCUGAGCAACGAGGACCUCAUGGCGCUGGCCACAGGGCUGCCGAGAGAACUGGAGGACCUCACGCUGAACCUGGGCGGCAACGAGGAUCUCAACGACGACGGCGUGGAGGCGUUUAUGGCCAAGCUGCCCAGCAAGAUGAGGAGUAUGGCGCUGGAUCUGAAGAAGACCAACGUAGGCAAGGAGCUGUCCCAGCGGCAGGGCAACUACGAGAGCAUGCGGAAGUACCUGGCGGAGCAGGCCGCCAAGGCCAUCCAGUGCACCUUCGUCAACAUCAUCCCCUCCGCGACGAGGCAUGUGACGUACACAGUCACCAAGAAGACCCUGCCGCCGCUGACAAACAACAAUUGA